AUGAUUGAUUGGAGGAAAUUGUUAAGUUUUAUAGGUCCGGGACUUUUAAUCACAUGUGCUUACAUAGACCCCGGCAACUACAGCACCUCAACGAACGCCGGCGCUCAGUUCGGUUAUAUUCACUUGUUCAUAGUAUUUCUUUCCAAUCUCUUUGCCAUAGUUCUUCAAUGUCUUUGCAUAAAGUUAGGAUCAGUCACGGGUCUGGAUCUCGCAGAAAACUGUCAAAAACAUUUACCUCGAUGGCUCAAUUUUGGAAUUUACCUGCUGGCUGAAUUGGCUAUAAUAUUUACGGAUUUGGCAGAAAUAGUUGGAACUGCUAUUGCACUCUUCAUUCUGUUUCAUAUUGAGCUAAAGAAUGGUGUCUUGUUGACCGUACUGGAUGUAUUGGUCAUUCUCUUAGCUUAUAAUCCUGAUGGAUCUUUGAAGCAAAUCAGAAAGUUUGAAGUAUUCGUGUCUACAUUUGUUCUGUUAGCAUUUGGAUGUUUCAUAGUACUGGUCAACAAGGUUGAUAUUGAAAGUAAGUCACAAUUAUUUGAGGGUUUUUUACCAUCAUGGCAACUAUUCAACUCUAAAGAGUCGGUCUACUUAUCAUUGGGAAUUAUCGGUGCCACAGUUAUGCCUCAUUCCUUGUAUCUUGGAUCAAACUUGGUGAAACCUCGCUUGAAAGAUUACGACAUCAAGAAUAAACUAGCUACAGUGGAUACACAAUCGUCGAUAGCUGAUGAUACUUUAGACUACCGGCCAUCGUUGGCUGCAAUAGACUACUGUUUACAUUACUCAUAUGCAGAGCUGAUCUGCUCUCUAUGCCUGGUGGCAGUUUUCAUAAACUCAUCUAUUUUGAUCGUCUCAGCUGCUGCACUACAUGGCAAGCCAGAAGCAAUCGAUGCAGAUUUGAUAUCCAUAUACGACAUGCUUUGUGAGUAUUUGUCAAACACAGCUGGACUCAUUUUCGCUUUAGCGAUGUUAUUUUCCUCAAUUGCAGCCGGCAUUAUAUGUACAUUGUCUGGUGCACUUGUUGCAGAGGGCUGUUUGAAUUGGAAAUUGAACCCAUUCUACAGGAGACUCGUCACCCGUUCAAUCACUGUUGUGCCAUGCGUACUUAUGGCGGUCUUCAUGGGGAGAGAAGGAAUCGCAACAAUCUUGAACUUAUCGCAGGUCAUUUUGUCACUUAUUUUGCCUUUCGUGUCUGCUCCUUUAUUGUACUUUACAGCCAAUAAGUCCAUCAUGAGGGUAGAAAUACAAAGUGAAGAAAACUCGUUGCCUGAGCCACAGGAGACAACUCCUCUGGUGCAAGCUAACAAACAUAGCAACCCAGAACAGCCGAAACUUUACAAAGAUUUUUCAAACUCAGUUCUCAUGAACCUUGCAGCAGUAUUAACGUGGGCUAUCAUAGGGUUCUUGAACAUAUAUUUAAUAGUACAGUAUCUCAGAGGGGAAGAUAUACAUUUUUGA
Ogataea philodendri is the source of this 1452-nucleotide messenger RNA. RefSeq lists its product as uncharacterized. Lineage: Eukaryota; Fungi; Ascomycota; Pichiomycetes; Pichiales; Pichiaceae. The transcript has a single exon. Gene Ontology annotation, biological process: iron ion transport; intracellular manganese ion homeostasis. Bases 1 to 1452 code for a protein of 483 amino acids. The record is from RefSeq and is a predicted model, not a curated record. Gene Ontology annotation, cellular component: plasma membrane. Gene Ontology annotation, molecular function: cadmium ion transmembrane transporter activity; manganese ion transmembrane transporter activity.